UCGUUUUCGCUUGCUCCUUCAUUGUAUCGCGAACCGUCAUUCUGAAAACAACGCACGCCCGUCGAACACCACCAGCACAGAGAAAAGUGCGCUUUAGGUUCGGCUUGAGAAAAAGUUUCUAGUGAGUUCAAAAAGUGAAUUUUUCCCUGCAUUUUCCGGCCGUUUCGCUAAUUGCCACAAACACCAACCACCAGCAUGUCUGAAGACGAGGCCAAGGUUCAAAGCGGAGAGGAGGAGGAGGAGAAAGCCAGCCCGAAGAAGGGCGGACGCGGCCGCCCCAAGAAGGCAGCACCCGCAACUCCGGCCAGCGCCGAGCGCGAACUUAGCAGCAGCUUCCGAGCGAACGCAGUUAUCGAAAAGCUGGAAUCAAUGCUUACCGCGUUCAAGGGUACCCUGUGGGGCCACCCGGCAACGCCGGGAUCUUCCGUCCCCCAGUUGGGACACAUUUUAGUGCAUCACGGAGAAAAAGUAGAACCAGGUCCAUCUACUCCGCCCAGUGUUGUUGUUGCCGCCGCCGAUUCGGCAACGGUUGCCAGGUACAGCGAGUUCCCUACCGAGCUCCACCACCGAGUCCAUCCAAGUCCACCGCCUAGUCCUGCUCUGGCAGUAGCCGCAGAGGAGGACAUCGCUCCCGGUGAUCCACUUCUUCUGCAUGAUUCGGCGGCAGGCGAUCUGACAAGGACCGAACCAGAAGAGCCACGAUCUCCCGAACAGUGGCAUACCCCGGUGGCAACGCCCGUCCGAACGG
Molecule: messenger RNA, 748 nt
Organism: Aedes albopictus (Asian tiger mosquito)
Lineage: Eukaryota; Metazoa; Arthropoda; Insecta; Diptera; Culicidae
Source: RefSeq, a predicted model, not a curated record